CAGAAAAUCCAAAGAAAUUUAUUUUCACGCGCACACACACACUACCAAACCUCAACUUCCCACAACACACCACACGACACCGUUCCCCUUCCGGUUGUCUCUUCCCACGACCUGCAUAGGGCUUCGUUCCCCCUCUCUCCCUCUCUCUCUACUCUUCCUCUCUCUAAACCAUCAUCGGAUCUGAGUUCCCCAAGUAAAAGCCCGCAUAGUUGAUCAUCAUAUUGUCCGAUCUCCCUCAAUUCGCAUCACUUCUCAUCUUCUCCUCUCUCUAAAACCACUGGAAACACCAUUAAUAGAUCAAACUGAAACUCUAAUAUAUAUACAUACAUAUAUAUAUAUAUAUAUAUACACGCACUUUUAUAGAUAGAGGAACAACGACAUUAGAUAAGACUUUUGAAGGGGCAUUUUCAUUUCAGAUGGGAAUGCCCAAACGAUGAGCAAAGCCGGCGACGAAGAAGACGAAGACGAGUGUUUUUACGAGUCUCUCGAUCGCAUUCUAUCAUCAACCUCUUCUUGUUCUUCUUCCUCGGCCGAGGACGACGACGAAAAAGAUCCAAAUUUUAAUUCGGAUUCGCCUAAUUAUGCACCCAGCCCUCCAUUGCCAAUCCCUAGAUUUCCAAUGGGCGUUUCCAAUAACUAUGAUGUCUGGAUCUCCGAACCCUCCUCCGUCGAAGAACGCCGAAUGCGACUCCUCCGACAGAUGGGCCUCAGUUGGGACCCUUCUCUCUCCCGCCAAAGACACUCUCUGUCAUCCGGUGGUGCCGACGACGGCGGCAUCGCCACGUGCCGCGGAGACUUUGGUAGAUCGGUGUCGUCGGAUCACUUGAACCGCAGUCAACAACGGGGUGAGGUUUCUUGCAAUAAUUCAAACCCUGGUAUUGUCAGAUCGAAAUCGGAUGGUGCCACGGAUCAUCACAGCAAGGACUCUCCACAUAAUCAGUGUAAUUCUAAUUCAACCAUUUGUUCUCCUCAAAUUCUUUCAAUUGAUUCUGUUUCACUUUCGGCUAAUGAAACCACCGCCACCGGCCAAUUUGUAAAUAACCAUAAUAUUGUUGUCGUUAAAUCGCGAAGUGGCAAUGGAUCACCGAUCACUAAUGCUGCUUCGCCAAAUAAGCCGCCUAAGGGGAAAAAUUGUAGGCGGGUAGAAGAGAGUAGAAGUGAUACCACGAGUCCGAACAUGAAUGUUAAUAGUAAUUCCUUGCCCGUUUUGGGGAAUGCCAAUGGUGGGGAAUUUGAUGAUGAUUCGGGUUGUAAUGGGAUUGUUAGGGUCAGUGAUCCAGCAGUAUGCACAAUCAAGAAUCUUGAUAAUGGAGAGGAGUUUGUGGUGAAUGAGGUUAGAGAGGAUGGUACGUGGAACAAGCUUAAGGAAGUGGGAACUGGAAGGCAGAUGACCAUGGAGGAGUUUGAGAUGUCUGUUGGGCAUUCACCAAUUGUUCAAGAAUUAAUGAGGAGGCAGAGUGCAGAGGAUGGUAACAAGGAUAAUGGAGAUUCCAAUUUGAAUGGCAGCGGUGGGAGUGGAUCGAAAUUGAAGAAGAAAGGGAGUUGGUUGAAGAGCAUAAGGAUUGUAGCAAGUACUAUGACAGGCAGUAAAGAGAGAAGAAGCAGUGAUGAAAGGGAUACCUCAUCAGAGAAGGGCGGGCGGAGAUCGAGCUCUGCGACAGAUGAUAGCCAAGACGUUUCGUUUCAUGGACCAGAAAGAGUUCGGGUUAAGCAGUAUGGCAAGUCGUGUAAAGACCUCACCGCACUUUACAAGAGCCAGGAAAUUCAGGCUCACAAUGGUUCUAUUUGGACUAUUAAGUUUAGUUUGGAUGGUAAGUAUCUUGCGAGUGCAGGUGAGGACUGUGUCAUUCACGUGUGGCAAGUCAUGGAAUCAGAGAGGAAGUGUGAUCUGUUCAUCGAUAAACUGGAAGAUGGAAAUUUGAACAUUUUAUUUUUGGCCAAUGGAUCACCAGAACCAACUUCAUUGUCCCCAAAUAUGGACAGCCAUUCAGAGAAGAAGAGAAGGGGAAGGUCAUCCAUAAGCCGGAAAUCAGUGAGCUUGGACAAUGUCGUAGUUCCAGAGACUUUGUUUGCACUUUCAGAAAAACCUAUAUGUUCUUUCCAAGGACAUCUCGAUGAUGUGCUUGACCUGUCGUGGUCGAAGUCUCAGCAUCUACUUUCAUCUUCAAUGGACAAAACUGUUCGGCUAUGGCACUUGUCUAGCAAGUCUUGUUUGAAGAUUUUUUCGCACAGUGAUUAUGUAACUUGCAUCCAGUUUAAUCCUGUUGAUGAUAAAUACUUCAUCAGCGGAUCUCUUGAUGCUAAGGUUCGCAUAUGGAGCAUUCCUGAUCGUCAAGUUGUUGAUUGGAAUGAUCUGCAUGAGAUGGUCACUGCAGCUUGCUAUACACCAGAUGGUCAGGGUGCAUUAGUUGGUACAUACAAGGGGAGUUGCCGUUCGUACAACACAUCUGAAAAUAAAUUGCAGCAAAAAUGUCAAAUCAAUCUGCAAAACAAGAAAAAGAAAUCCCAUCACAAGAAAAUUACUGGUUUCCAGUUUGCAGCUGGAAGUUCAUCAGAAGUGCUUAUCACAUCUGCAGAUUCACGUAUUCGGGUCAUUGAUGGUGUUGAUCUGGUUCACAAGUUUAAAGGGUUUCGCAACGCAAACAGCCAAAUCUCAGCCUCCCUCGCAGCAAAUGGAAAAUAUGUGGUCUGUGCCAGUGAGGAUUCUUAUGUUUAUGUUUGGAAACAUGAAGGUGAUUCCCGACUUAGCAGAAGCAAGGGCAUUACAGUUACACGGUCAUAUGAACAUUUUCAUUCUAAAGAUGUAUCAGUGGCCAUCCCUUGGCCUGGUAUGUGUGAUACGUGGGAAUUCCAAGGUACUUGUUCUGGAGAACAGAAUGGGAUUGGGGAUCAUUUAGAUGAGGUCUCUACCGCUAAUCAUCCUCCCACACCCGUUGAAGAGACAAAUGGUAGUGAGAGUUCAACAUUGGCAUCUGGAUGCGCCAGCAGUCCACUUCAUGGAACAAUUUCUAGUGCGACCAACAGUUACUUCUUUGAUAGAAUCUCAGCAACAUGGCCGGAGGAAAAACUUGUCUUGGCUACCAAGAACCGUAGUCCUCGUACCAGUGUGGACUUCACCAAUGGGGUAAACCAAAGUAGGUCAGCCUGGGGUAUGGUGAUUGUAACUGCUGGGCUUCGAGGAGAAAUCAGGACUUUCCAGAAUUUUGGAUUGCCGGUAAGGAUUUAAGGGGACAAAGAAAUUCGGAGAACCUCGAGCAUGUUGAUUAGCACUACUGCACUAUACUUCUUUACCCCCCAGGUUGGCAUAAUUUGUACAGGGAUAUUUGUUGAGAUGUGUAAUAUUAGCGAGUUUCAUUUCUUGCUUUCUUGCACUUGUGCUUGUCGGAUUUGGGACAAAGAUGUAGAGCCAGUCCGAUUAGGCAGAGAAAAAAAAAAUAGAUUUAUCAGGAAAAGAAAAAGAAAAAAAUAUACACCUUUGAGAUUAGAAACCGAUGGGAUUUCUUCAAUCGGGAAUUGUAGAGUUAUGAGCAUUGGCCAAAGUUUAUUGAAUUUAAACAGAAUUCUGUUUUCAUCA
Cornus florida is the source of this 3574-nucleotide messenger RNA. RefSeq lists its product as uncharacterized. The record is from RefSeq and is a predicted model, not a curated record. The transcript has 7 exons. Lineage: Eukaryota; Viridiplantae; Streptophyta; Magnoliopsida; Cornales; Cornaceae. Gene Ontology annotation, molecular function: protein binding. The coding region runs from base 434 to 3226 and encodes 930 amino acids.